Messenger RNA from Blepharisma stoltei, 4270 nucleotides. Lineage: Eukaryota; Ciliophora; Heterotrichea; Heterotrichida; Blepharismidae. The record is from the annotation of a GenBank genome assembly.
AUGAUUUGGCUUAUUUUUCUUCCGAUUUGUUUUGCAAUUGAGUUUUUUAUCAUCCCACACAGUCACUGCGACCUGGGCUGAGUAGAAACAAUUGAGGACUACUACAAAAAACAAGUGAGAAGCAUUUUUCAAAACAUAAUUACUUUACUAUCAGAAAAUCAUGAUAGGAAAUUCGUAUGAUCUGAAACAUCAUUCCUCAAAAUGUUUAUGGAUGAAGCUGAAGCAGACGAUAAAGAAGUAAUAAAAAGGUUCAUAAGUGAAGGGAGACUUGAAAUUGUAGGUGGAGGAUUUGUUCAAAGUGAUGAGGCAAACCCUGAUAUUGAAAUGGUUAUUAGGCAAAUCGAAACUGGGCAUAACUAUUUGUAUGAGAACUUUGGGAUAGAGAAAGUUAGGGUUGCCUGGCAAAUUGAUCCGUUUGGGCACUCAGCACUAACUCCUGCUAUACUUGCGAAUUUUGGGUAUGAGUUUUUGGUUAUAAAUCGAGUUAAUUAUCGCUAUAAAGAGCAAUUGAUUGAAGAUGGGAACUUGGAAUUUAUAUGAAAAGGCUCAGAAAUUGGAGAUAAUCAUAUGAUUUUUACACAUCUUUUAUAUGAUCAUUAUGAUUAUCCAAGCCUUUUUAAUAUAAAUUCCAAUGAUUACUGUAAUGCAACCAAAGAUUUAGAUACUUGGUAACAUUAAUGUAGCUCUGAAGAAUUAUAUGAUUUUGCUAUUGAUAGAAAAUCUGCAUAUAAAACAGAUAAAAUCAUGCUUUUAUAUGGUGAGAGAGAGUUAAUUAUCGAGGGUAAAAGCGGGGUUUAUUUCAGCCCCUAAUCCAGUCGAGCUCAGCUUCACGCUCAAUGUGGCGCUAGCCACUAAAGCCACCUAAAGCCCUUUUCUGUCCACGUCAUCAAAAAUGGUGACAUCGACAUCUUUCAGGGAAACUCACCCGAGAGCCUGCUUGGACCAAAAAAACUUCAGCAAAGGACUCUCUUAAUCCCUGGCAGUGCUCAGGGUAUGAGGGGCACGUCCAAAGCCUCCUUCUGAAACUACCUCCGCCAUUUACAAGCAGCAUAAUGCUCCUCCAGAAGUGCCUACUUGGUAUUGCGCCGUCGGUCUUUCGUCUGUAGGUCGAGGAGAGGCUCAGUCAGCCCAAACCUGCUCCCACCCCGGAAACCACACCCCAUCCGACCCCGUGGCCCUUCGGGGCCACCAUUUUGUUAAGUGACCCCGAAUUCUGGAACUUUUUCUUUUUCUGUCGGACUGCGGCCUUCGCCAUCAUGAAGGCGUAAUUUCUUUUUAUAUGGUGAAGAUUUCUCAUAUAAUGAGAUAAAUAAAGCAAGAGGGCUAUUUUCAUAUAUAGAAAACUUAAGAGAUUAUAUUAACGCUUCUCCAAAAUUCAAGAAACUAAAGUUUUCCUUACGAAUCGCUACGCCGAGUGAAUACUUUGAAGCAGUUCAACAAAGUUUCAACGCAUUUUCUUAUUAUAAAGGUGACUUUUUCCCAUAUGUCACUUUAAAAGGUGGAAGACCUACAUAUUGGACAGGCUUUUACACAUCAAGGCCAAAUCUCAAAAAAUUAAUAUUUAACACACACAAGCUUACAAGAUCAGCAGAAAUUUCAAAGGCUUUUAUUGAAGACAAGCAAUAUGAUUCGGAUCAGGCUAGCUUAAGUCUACACCAUGACAUUAUAACAGGUACUUGUAAAGACCAUGUGUAUGCAGAUUUUAAGUCUAGGCUAGAUAAAGAAAAAUCGAAAGCUGUUAGUGCUAUAAAUGAUGCUUUGAGGAUUAUGCUAAUUGAUGCAGGUAAAAACCCUGACAAAAUUGAAUUUUUCAAGCCUUAUAGGACCAUUAUUGUUCACAAUCCAUUGAACUGAAAUGCUAAAAAGUUGAUUUCUUUAACCUCAAAAUUUAAUUAUUUAGAAAUUUAUGACUGAAAUCUGAAUGCUAUAAAAUCGCAGUCAGUCAAAAAUAUUUUGGACUCGAAUUAUACAAUUUAUUUCAAAAUUGAAUUGCCUGCACUUUCCUACCAAACAAUGUUUAUACUUUUCAAAAAUUAAAUUCAAAAAUAAUUAUAUGUAAAAAAACUAUUUUCUAUAAAGACUAGGCUAUUAGAUACUGAUAAUAAUUUAAGCAAUUUCCAUAAAUAAAUUUAUUAUUGAAAAUUCAGAAAAUUGCCAUUAUUGUUCCAAAGGAUCAAGCAGCAAUGAGCAGCUAAAAAUUUCUGACUCAUUUUACACUAUAAAAUUCAAUGAAUAUGGAAUGUCUGAUUAUAUCCAAUAUAAAGAUAUUAAGACAGACUGGAAACAGCAAUUUUGAAGCUACUAUGGUGAAGCCAGCGGUGCUUAUGCUUUUCAGCCAAAAGAUUCAGGAGAAGAAGUUUCUGAUUUAAAAUUAAGCUCAUUCAUGAUAUCUCAUGGUCCUAUCGUGAGUGUCGCUCAAUUUUUAUAUAAAAGAACAAAAGAGAUAGCCGGGCUAAAUUAUUACUAUCAAACAGUAAUUUUGUACAAUGAGCCUAAGUUUAUAUGAAAAUAUGGCGCUUAUGCUUAUUCUAACGAAGAAAUCACUGUUCGCUUUUCCAGUAUCAAUAUAAAAGAUGCAGCAUGGCUAGGCACUUCUAAUACUGGGGAUUUAAGGUUAAGAAAAUAUAUCUUACUUACUUACUUAAUUAUCUGGUGUUUAAGGUGUCUAGUGCCGCAGCCCAAAGGGCCUAUGGCAAAACUGAUGACGUAGGCGAGCCAUCUUGGCACGGGUCAGCCCCGUCCAAGCCUUCUAUCAACUCCUGCUUCACCAGCCCUGCUGCACGUCUCACCCGGCGCGUUGCCGUCGCCCUUGUCGCUCGACUCAGCUCCUGCGCGUGUUCCGCCUAAGGGUCAUCCCUCCCGUGGGAUGUGCUGAGAGGUAAAAGCCCGAAAUCUUGAGUGGACUGAGGAGUGGUUCCUCUGGUUAUCCCCAGAGUUAAACCGCUAUUGCUGUCCAGAAGUUCUCGAGUGAAAACCUAACCCUAUAAAUAAAAUUCCAUGAGGGAGAGAAAAUUAGCAAAGCUAAUUUCUCUCGAACCGAAUGCCAUUUUAUUUAUAAGAAAAUAUAUCAGUGAAAACCGCCCAUCUAGAAAAGGAAUGAACAUGUAUCCUAUCCCUGGAGGUUUUAUGGUAAAGUUAGAGAAUAUUUAUAUGGCUGCUUUUCCAAAAUUUACACUUGGGCUCGGAAUUGUAAGCAAUAGUGCUUUUGAGCUUUUGCUACAAAGAAAUUUAAAUAAUGAUGAUGGUUUUGGCCUUCUGCAAGGCUUAAACGACCAAGAGCUUGCUGAGCAUGUAUUUGAUUUUGAGUUUGGAACUUUGGACCAUACAGAAUACUGGAAAUCUUCUCUUGAAUCUAAAAAUGAUCCAAUAAUAUUUCCAAUAAUUGAUGAAAAAAGUCUAACGAUAAGUGAAAAUAAAUGGUAUAGCCCAGGAGCGAUUUUUGAUCGCCCUGGGCUAUGAUAAGGCUCAAAACUCCCCCGAGUUGGUUUUUCAACUCAAGUUGACAAACCAGCUCGGGGUCUUGACAAACGCCUCUCAUAAAAGGUAUUUGCCAAAUCCCCGAGUUGGUUUGUCAACUUGAGUUGAAAAACCAACUCGGGGAGUUUCUGAGCUUUAUCAUAGCCCAGGGCGAUCAAAAAUCGCUCCUGGGCUAUAUUUUGGCCAAGAAUUAAAAGAGAAAUGGAAAUAUAAAACACAUUACAAUAUAGGAAUAAAUGAUCAAAGAUUUUAUUUGCUGAGCGGAGUCGUGAAGAAUGAGAAUACUGUAAUAAGGGUUUGGAAUUUCAAUAAAGGAUCACAGAGUUUAAAUAUAAAAGGUGUUGAUGUUAAAGAAAGAAAACUGCUUGGAGGGUUUAUGGACUAUAAAAUUAAUGAAAAAUUAAAAACUGUUAAAGAAAUCGAAUUUUAUCGAAAUGAAGGCAAUGGGAUGGCGCAGAAGCUAGGAGGAAAAUAUAAUGAUGCAUGGGGUACGCUAAUGCUAGGCAGUAUGGAAAUUGCAACUUUUAGAAUAAUCAAUAAUUUAUCUGAUAUAAAAGAGGAAAGCAAUGAAGGCAAGCAAACUCCAAAAAUCAUAGGAAAUGACAGCACAGCUGAUAAGCACUCUCAAAAAAGCAAAAUAAAGCUUGUAAAACUCGAAAAUGCUCAAGAAAACACCGAAACAUUCAAAUUUCUAGAAUACAUCCUAAUAUCCUUUUUAACGUUCGCUGCUUUGUUUUUCCUCUACAAGUAUUACAAACGGCAGACAAACUCCAAGCGAAAUAAAUAUUCUUAA